Penicillium olsonii is the source of this 1053-nucleotide messenger RNA. The record is from the annotation of a GenBank genome assembly. Lineage: Eukaryota; Fungi; Ascomycota; Eurotiomycetes; Eurotiales; Aspergillaceae.
AUGCAUCUCCUUGUUUCCGCUGUCCACUUGACUAUCUUGGCUAUGAUAUUGACUGUCACAUGUGUUGACGGUCAUGAUCGUGGCCGUGUCGAAUCCAAAGAGCGAUUAGAUCUCAAUCUCAUUAUUGACCAGCUGAACAUGACUACUGCCUCUGAGAUUCCCCGGAAACGUGGCGUUGAUACCGAAGUUCUGGCUACUAUCAACGGCCAGCUGGUCUCAUGGACCAACACAUGGACUGGGCAGCAGUAUCUGGAAUUCUCCGGGGCCGAGCACAGUGCCACCUUCAGUUCGACGGUCGCUCCAGCCACAAUAGCGAACGGCAAAGUGGAUCACACCUCCACAAGUCUCGCGUCAAUUCCAUCUAGCACUGCCUCUUCAAACCUCAGCAGCUGGGCCGACUACCCUACCGGCGAUGACUACGUGGUCGAUGGAUUUGGUGCCGCAACCACAGGGAAGCGUGUCGGUCUUCAAGACUGGGACUAUAUCGGCAACGUUGGCAACCCUUGGGGCAGCAAUAUAAUCCAAAUCAUGGAAGACAGGGCUAGUCAGUAUAAGCAUGUUGUCCGUUUUGAAAAUGAAAAUUCCAAAGUGUGGUGUGUGGUAGUGUGGAAUUCGUAUGGUCCCGGUGGUGGCCUGAACGGUUUCUGGAGCCCCCACAAAGCUCUCAGCUUCAGGAUCCGCCCUGGCCAAAGCGUCUUUGUCGCCAUCGACAACGACUCGCAAGGUGGAUGGGGUGCUGCUGAAGGCGGAAGCCUACCCAUCAACCACGUCGGCCAGUAUGCCUCGACCUGGGGAGAAUUUGACAUGAGCAAUGCGCAGAAUGAUGGGCUCUCUGGGUGGGACGUUUCCUGCAUUGUUGCCGAGCUCGCUAAUAUGAAUGUCUCUGGUAUGCAAAUUUGCAAUCACAAUGGCAAACAGUGCUCUUCCAUUACACAAGGCGCUGGGGCUGUUGUAAACGCCUACACCUCAGCCGACCAGGGCAAGAAAGAUAAGGCUGUUUUCCAACCUGCUGGACCCGUUCGUCUCAUUGUCAAGCUCGGGUGGUCUGGCUGA